AUGGUUGCGAUGAGAAAUUUUGAUUUAUGGUGUUGCUAUCGUGAAGGCUGUUUGUGUCUAAGUUUCUGUAUGCAUGAUAUGGAUCUACGUAACAUAAAACAAAACAGAAAUGGAAGUAAAAGAGAAGGAGAUAAGAUUGUGACAAAAGACAACAUCAAAGUUUAUUUCACUGAGGUGUCAGAACCUUAA
This is a messenger RNA of Clunio marinus, 189 nucleotides long. Lineage: Eukaryota; Metazoa; Arthropoda; Insecta; Diptera; Chironomidae. The record is from the annotation of a GenBank genome assembly.